Messenger RNA from Athalia rosae (coleseed sawfly), 1345 nucleotides. RefSeq names its product methyltransferase-like 26. The transcript has 3 exons. The coding region runs from base 163 to 855 and encodes 230 amino acids. Lineage: Eukaryota; Metazoa; Arthropoda; Insecta; Hymenoptera; Athaliidae. The record is from RefSeq and is a predicted model, not a curated record.
UCACAUGAGCGACUUGCUAAAAAAUAAUCCAAUUUCUAGUGUGUGUUGUAAUACCUCAAUUUCGUACAAAAUUUAGACUUGUCACCGAUUCGUAAUUCAAAACGACUGGUGUUUUUUCUGAGUGAUUUCAUUAAGAUACGUAAAUUACCACAUCACCACUGAAUGACUCUUGUAAGGCAAAUACGCAACAUGAAUAUCAUUCAAUCUGCUGCCACACACAGAUCUGGGCCAGGAGUACAGCAGAAACUAUUCUACCCAGCAGCAGAUCGCAACAAGGAACCUAUUCUCUCCGUCCUACGGCAGUAUAUUUGCUCUGGCCCUAAUCAGAAUCUGCUGGAGAUUAGUUCUGGUACUGGACAACAUGUGGCUCAUUUUGCUGCAUAUUUUCCGCAAGUGACUUUUUAUCCUUCAGAAGUUGACUCCAGACUGUUGGAAAGCAUAUCUAACUACACGAAAUCUUUUGCAAAUGUCAAACCCCCUUUUCUCAUCGAUAUCAGUACUGACUAUUCCAAUUGGGGAGAUACAGUUUUUGAAGAGUCCAACUUUGAUUAUAUUUAUAAUUGUAACAUGGUCCACAUUUCACCAUUUCCUUGUAGCAUAGGCCUUUUCAAAAAUACAGGUAAACUGUUGAAGAAGAAUGGAAUAUUAUUUACCUAUGGGCCUUAUAUGAUCGAUGGUAAAAUAUCUCCAGAAAGUAAUGUUAGUUUCAACGAAUCUUUAAAAACACAGAACCCAGAAUGGGGUCUAAGAGAUGUCAGAGAUUUGGAAAAGUUAGCACAUGAAAAUGGUAUCUACUUAAUGAAAAUUAUUGAUAUGCCAGCUAAUAACAAGACGAUUAUCUGGAGAAAAGAAUAAAUUGAAUUCACUGUUGAUUUGCUUGGACAAAAUGGGUGAAAUUAUCAUGACCAAUUCAUUUUUGUAAAAUUAAGUAAACGUUAAAUUUCGCCCAUUGAAAAAAGCUGUGGUGAUUAGAAAUAUUAUUGACAUACUUCAAUUGUAACCGCAGAAUAAGGAUGUUUAUCUCAUGUGUAUGUAAUAGUUUUUUGUAAUUAGAUGUAUUACACUCGAAUUGUGACCACAUCACUUUUCAAUAUUUUUCAUAUAAUAUGACAUGGGGGCUGACAUAUUUCAGUCACCUCAUUUUUGAAAAUAUUGAAUAUAUCACUUCAUUUUGAUAAUUUGAUGUACAUACAUUUCUUAAAUUGUGACCUCAGCGGUACGGUGCGCAUAAUAUUCUAUUGUGACACUUAUAGUUCAGAUAUUAUCAUUACAUUGUAUUUAAUGCCAAGAUAUUUUCUUUCUUUUGUCGAACAAAAUAAUGUCAAUAAAUUUUAUGAAGAAAGCC